AUGGUGCUACGAAUGGCAAAACUCACUGAGGCCGCCAACUACGAUGUCGGCGAAACGUCUGGGAAUGUACCACGACUACGGUCCGACUUUGGAAAUGAUUAUGCAUACAAUGGACUCCUGACAAGUCUGACUUAUCGGCACCAGCUUCGGUAUUGCCACUGGCACUGCGACUGUGACAGAGGGGUAAGGCUACCGCCCGACAUACACCACCCCAGUUCGAAUCCCGUUGUGAGGUUGAAACCUCGCUCCAGCCUGGAUGGGCAAGCCUAUUCUGAUGCAAAGCCUUUCGAGGCUAUCUACCCAUUUCAAUGA
Molecule: messenger RNA, 312 nt
Organism: Protopolystoma xenopodis
Lineage: Eukaryota; Metazoa; Platyhelminthes; Monogenea; Polystomatidea; Polystomatidae
Source: the annotation of a GenBank genome assembly